AUGCUUUUAUUCAAGGUUGUUGUUGCACUUGGUGCACUGGCAUCAUUCGCGAGUGCCCAGUUCCAAAUCUUCGACACAUAUACGCCUGAUGAGCUUAUGCAAAUACAUGACAUCACAUCACAAUGCACAACAGCUCUCAAUUCGACCAUCGACUGCGAUGAGAACAACAUGUCCAGAGCAGCCGAGGGCGUCGACAUGGAUUAUUGGUACAUGGACAACAUAACUGCACUCUGCACAUCCAGCUGCUCGAAAUCACUGAGCUCUUGGCUUUCCCUCGUCCAAUCAAGCUGUGCUUCAGAGACUCUGAACUUCCUGGGCAGUGUAAUGCAAGCCAAAACCUUGCCUAUUGUAUUUCAGAAUGGCUACAACAUUGCUUGUUUGCAGGACAGCAAGUCGAACUGGUGCUUCUUUGAGUCGCAGAAUUGGCAAGGAAGCGAUGUAAUCAGGCAAGCAUUGACAAAAUCGAAAAUGUGCUGGAAUGCCGACCCUUCAGACAAUCCUCCAGAAUGCAACAAUGCAACAUUUGACACUACAGACGUGACUUCAGACAUGAUGGCUGUAACAAAUUUGUAUCCGAAUGAUCUGCUAUGCAAUGAAUGCUUCAUCAAAAUGUGGCGGCAACGGCUUCUCAACCCAUUCAUCCAAGAUGGUGACUCAUCCACCUAUCUUCUCGAUCAAUACAACCUGAUCCAACAAAAUUGCUCGACCAGUCUUCCAGUCACCACCUCUUCCUCCACCCUCUUUGUAUCCAAUGCACUGGUCACGGCAACUUCAGCAUCGGGGACUUUGCCUCCCUCCACCACCACGAGCAGUGGCGCAGCAACAACUUGUGCAGGGCAGCUUAUCUCGCCGCCCACCGCCUCGAACAUCUAUUGUCAAGAACUGGCCGAACAAUACAAUGUGACGACUGGUGAUCUCAUGGCUGCCACAAACGACCCUUUCUGUGUGUUUACCUCGCCCAUCUGCCUUCCACUCGCUUGCGACGGAGAGAUAAUCUGGGAUGGACAGUCCUGCGAUCAGCUCGCUUUGCAGUACUCCAACUCGACGAACAAUAUCACAACGCUCAUGUUCCUCAGCUGGAACCCCAACAUCCUAGGCGACUGUCAGCGCCUUGCACCUGGACAGCGGGUCUGCUCCAGCCCUCCUGAUGGCCAAUUCGUGCCCAGCGGAGUCAUUUAUGCGCCUACUGCUGCUGGCUCGUACUAUACCACAGCAUCUCCCAGCAUCCCCACCCAGUCUGGCACGGUUGACAGCUGCGGCCUGUAUUACAACGUGGUGGCGGGGGAUACCUGCAACGAGAUUGCGCUGCGCUUCGGUAUAAACUUCACAUCGUUCCAGACGUUGAAUCCGGAAAUCAACAGUGGGUGCACCAACUUAUGGCUCAACUACGCCGUCUGCGUGGCCCCCGUCACGCCUUCGCCGCUGUCGACAAACGGAACUUGCGGACCAGCUUGGGGCCAUGCCACUUGCACAGGCACCAACUUUGGAAAAUGCUGUUCAACCAGCGGAUACUGUGGCUCGACGCCAGGUUACUGCGGAGCUGGCAAUUGCGUGUCUGGAGCAUGCAGCGGCAGUUCGACCGGCGUGACGACUGAUGGCACCUGUGGUCCUGCUAAUGGAGGCACAACGUGUGAUAAUCCAAGUUUUGGCCCAUGCUGCUCGACUUCUGGAUACUGUGGAAGUACUUCUGCCUACUGUGGACCAGGUAACUGCUACUCCGGCAAGUGUGAUCCUGAUAAUGGUGGACCUUCGACAGAUGGGAGCUGCGGCCCCAACUUUGCCGGAAACAAAACAUGUACAGGCACCCAGUUCGGAACAUGCUGCUCAGUCAGCGGUUACUGCGGCUCAACCUCAGCAUAUUGCGGUGUUGGGAACUGUUAUUCCGGUGCGUGUAGCACGACAGGUAGUGCCGUUAGCCCCAACGGGCUCUGCAGUACAGCUCAGACGGGCAAUUAUACCUGUGCCGACUCUCAGUUUGGAGGCUGCUGCAGCACAAGUGGCUAUUGUGGGAGCACUUCGGACUAUUGUGCAAAGGCGAAUUGUCAAACGGCCUAUUCUAGUUCUUGUUCGUCUUCGUAG
Molecule: messenger RNA, 2079 nt
Organism: Trichoderma asperellum CBS 433.97
Lineage: Eukaryota; Fungi; Ascomycota; Sordariomycetes; Hypocreales; Hypocreaceae
Source: RefSeq, a predicted model, not a curated record